Xiphophorus couchianus (Monterrey platyfish) is the source of this 1264-nucleotide messenger RNA. RefSeq names its product peripheral myelin protein 22-like. Bases 153 to 617 code for a protein of 154 amino acids. The transcript is spliced from 5 exons. Gene Ontology annotation, cellular component: plasma membrane. The record is from RefSeq and is a predicted model, not a curated record. NCBI's taxonomy places the organism in Eukaryota, Metazoa, Chordata, Actinopteri, Cyprinodontiformes, Poeciliidae.
UGGGCUGCAUGAGACACAUCUGGAAUAGUAACUGCAGAGAGAGAGAGGCGAGAGGAGCAGACGCGCUGCGAUUCUUUCCCAACUCUUCACUUCUCUUCUACACGCCCUUUUUUCACUGAAAACGUCUGCUCUACCUUUUAUCUGUAUCCAAUAUGCUGUGCAUUCUUUUGGGAGUGCUUGCUUUGCACCUCCUCGUUUUCAUUCUCCUCAUUGUGUCUACAGCAUCCAGUCAAUGGACUGUAGAAGCACGAGGACACACCGAUCUUUGGUAUAACUGCCACUCAGAUACUCAAGGCUACCACUGUUCACAGGCCAGCAAUGAAGAUUGGAUCCAGGCUGUUCAAGCCCUCAUGAUCCUGGCUGUAGUCUUCUGCUUCGUCUCCCUGUUAGCUUUCGCUUAUCAGCUGUUCAGACUGUUUAAGGGCGGACGCUUCUUCUUCACCUCCAUCUUCCAGAUCUUGGCGAGUGUGUUUGUGAUGUGCGCAGCGAUUAUCUACACCGUGAUGAGACCGGAUAGUGACAAAGACUAUGGCUACUCUUACGUGCUGGCCUGGGUGGCGUUCCCUCUGAGUCUCAUCAGUGGCCUCAUUUAUCUCAUACUGAGGAAGAAGGAUUGAGAGCAGAGAAAGCUGGGGGAGAAAAGAGAGUUUGGAAACUCGUCAUCACAACAUCGCACUGUGCCUACUGCACUCACAGACAAUGAACUGACAUCCAAGCAAUACAGUUUUCCUAUCACAUGUCGAAAGUAUCACAGCAAUCUGUUUUGUGGAUUCCAACAACUGUUUUGGUGACAAUCAAUUUCCCAACAUCCCAAAAUAAUCCACCGAGUGUGAAACGUUGAAUAAUCCUACCUUCCUUCAGUGUGAAGAUGUAAAUAGUGUCUGUGGUUUUUAGACAUAUUUAUAACAUUUUUUACAUAUUUUUUGUACAUAGUGUUGUCGAGUUAACAUUGUCAUUUUCAUUGAUAGUGUGUCUCUUCCAAAUCAUGCAGCUGUACCAAAGAGAUGUCGCUUCAGCUUCCAGUGUAUCAAGCUCUGUCUUUUUUAUUGUCUUAUCUCCACUUAAUGCCAAAUGCUUUUAACAUUGUGCCUUACUACCCUACUACAAUAUGUGUGUAUGUAUGAAAGGGGAAAAAAAAUGAAAAAAGUGUUAAUAAAAUCUUGCAAGUUUUUUUUUGUUUUUUAAUUUGACAUUUUACUUGAUAUUCCAAAUAAAAAUGUUUUAAAUUUUGUUACAUUAAAAAUGGUGCUUUCUUUACUUACUA